Panicum virgatum (switchgrass) is the source of this 1171-nucleotide messenger RNA. RefSeq lists its product as uncharacterized. The record is from RefSeq and is a predicted model, not a curated record. NCBI's taxonomy places the organism in Eukaryota, Viridiplantae, Streptophyta, Magnoliopsida, Poales, Poaceae. Bases 115 to 645 code for a protein of 176 amino acids. The transcript has 3 exons.
CAGCACCAACUGACGUCCCCUGAUCUCAAAAAAAAAAAAAAAAAAAAGAAAAAAAAACUGACGUCCCCUCAGGUAGCUUCAGCGACUUCAGAAACUUCAGAGAACCGGAUCCGAAUGGAGAGCCCUUCCUCUCCCCGUCCGGGGAACAACGGCCGGGGGAGCGGCGGCGGCGGGAGCUCGAAGGUGCGCCCGAGGUCCUUCGAUGAAAAGACCCGAUCGGCGUGCUGGCAGAAGGCGGCUGUGGUGGCGGGGCGGCACCCGGAACGCUGGCGGCAGGACGCCGCCGGCAACGUCGUCUGCCGCCGAUUCUGGAGCUGCCACGGGUGCCUCUGCUACGAGUACGACCACAUCGUCCCCUUCUCUAAAGGAGGAGAGUCCACUGUUGACAACUGCCAGAUCCUUCAGACUAGGGUGAACCGAUCCAAAUCUGAUAAAGCAUGGGUAGAUGAAGCAGAGAUGCGGGGUUUCUCUUGUGACAUCAAGUUUACUGACAAGGAACUUGAUAUAAUUGAGAUGGCUGUUUAUGGGGAUGUUAUUCGUCCAGGUAAACAAUGCCAUUGCAGGACGGUAGCUGAGAUGCUAGGGAAAAUGAAGACAAAGAAUCGCAUGGCUGCUUGCGAGCUACCAGACAAAAACACAUCUUAACUUGCUCUAGGGCUUUUUACAUGAAAUCAAUCCCAGUUUCUCUUGCUCCUCUCAGGGAGGACAACCUAUUAUCUCAGCUGAUUCCAUCCAACAAUUGUGCUCUCAAAUUCUGUCCACCAGCAUGUCAUUUUGCAAAAACAAUGCGGUUGAGUCCAACUGAGCUCUUGCAAGUAACUGCAUGAUUGAACAUUCUGCUGAUCUAUGCUUUUUGUUGGAAUUUGAUUCUUGAUCUGUAGCAUAUAGAUUGGCAAUGCCAUCAAGAUACAGUCGAUUUCAGCAACUCGACCUGCAUAUUACGAAUGGUUGUGCAUGAUCUGUGCUUGGUAAGCCUGACGUGUAGCAGACAGCAGUUGUUGUAUCCUAAGCAAGUUUUUAGUGAUUAAGCAAUCUGACAUGUGGCAAAAAAAAGAAAAAAAAGAAAGUGAAGAUGGGCCGAAGAAGCACUGAUCGAUCUGCUGAAUUAUUGUGUUAUGACUGUAAUUCAGAUGCUUGUGUGCUUAAUUUGGAAUGCUCAUAUGUUUCAUAA